AUGGAAGGCACAGGGCCAUCUAAAAGUUCGGAGCAUGAGAAAUACCGGUCCCCGCUGGUGUCCAGAUAUGCUAGUCCAGAAAUGGCUAGCAAUUUCGGUGAACUGAAGAAAUUCUCCACCUGGAGGCUGUUGUGGACUUACCUUGCAGAAGCCGAAAAAAAAGUAGGAUUGGAAAAUGUAACCAUUACAGAGGAACAAAUCGCUGCCAUGAAAGCACAUGUGGGUGAUAUUGACUUUGAGCGUGCUGCACUUGAAGAGAAGCGUGUACGACACGAUGUCAUGGCACAUGUUCACACAUUUGCUGCGUGCUGUCCUAUAGCAGCCCCAAUUAUACAUCUGGGGGCCACUUCUGCCUAUGUUGGAGAUAACACGGAUCUCAUAGUGAUGAGGGAUGGCUUUAAUAUCCUGUUACCAAAGUUGGCAAGAUGUAUCCAGAGAUUGGCAAUCUUUGCUGAAGAAUACAAAAAUUUGCCUUGUUUGGCCUAUACACAUUUACAACCAGCUCAGUUGACCACUGUGGGAAAAAGAGCAUGUGUAUGGAUACAAGACCUUCUCAUGGAUAUACGAAACUUGGAAACAGCUCGGAACAAUCUCAGGUUCCGAGGCGUAAAGGGAACCACAGGAACUCAGGCUAGCUUUCUAGCACUGUUCCAGGGAAACCAUGAAAAGGUGGAAGAACUGGAUAGACUCGUUACAGAGAUGGCAGGAUUUAAAACGAAUUUCCUGAUAUGUGGUCAGACAUACAGUCGGAAGGUGGACGUGGACUGUCUCAAUACCUUAGCUAGUUUGGGGGCUUCAGUACACAAGAUUUGUACAGAUAUUCGAUUGUUAGCAAGCUUUAAGGAACUGGAAGAGCCUUUCGAAAAAGAUCAAAUUGGUUCAAGUGCCAUGCCCUAUAAACGUAACCCUAUGAGGAGUGAGCGUUGUUGUGCGUUGGCACGUCACCUUAUGUGUUUGGUCCAGGAUCCACUAAUGACGGCUUCUGUCCAAUGGAUGGAACGCACACUCGAUGACAGUGCUAACAGGAGAGUGUGUUUGGCGGAAGCCUUCCUGACGGCAGACAUUGUUCUCAGUACCUUACAGAACAUCUCUGAAGGCAUUGUAGUCUACCGAAAGGUGAUUGAAAAGCGUGUUCAACAGGAAUUACCCUUCAUGGCGACAGAGGAUAUUAUCAUUGCUAUGGUGAAUGCUGGGGGCAACAGACAGGAGUGCCAUGAGCAGAUUCGUGUCCUGUCCCAGGAAGCUGGACUAGUUGUUAAGCAGGAGGGCAGGGAGAAUGACCUUGUAGCCAGAUUAAAGAAAUCAGCAUACUUUGAACCUAUUCACCAUUGUCUCGAUGAAUUACUGGAGCCGGAAAAAUUUAUUGGCCGUGCACCUAGACAGGUGACCAAGUUUAUCGAGGAGGAAGUCAAAGUUGGUAUCAAAACCUACACGGACAAGAUGGAUGUUAAAUCUGAACUUGACCUCUAAGAAAAUCUCGACAAAGACGUGUCAGAAGGGUUUAGAAUUCCAAACUGAUGUUAGAUCUGAAAAGUCUGCAAGUUUGUAUGAAAGUGAAAGAUUGAAAGGUUUCCAAUGUUUGGUCAUGAAUUACGAUUUACAAGAUCUUAUGGGAAUGCAAGGAUGUACAUACUUCAGCAUUACAUGUCAUAUCCUCUCAUAAUCAUUGGUGGAUUGGAUAUUUCUCUUUUACAUAUUCAAGAAAUCCAUAAUGAUUACAAUUUAAAUAAAUUAUGAUGGUGCAGAUUACAA
This is a messenger RNA of Ylistrum balloti, 1752 nucleotides long. RefSeq names its product adenylosuccinate lyase-like. Bases 1 to 1470 code for a protein of 489 amino acids. Gene Ontology annotation, biological process: 'de novo' AMP biosynthetic process. The transcript has 13 exons. NCBI's taxonomy places the organism in Eukaryota, Metazoa, Mollusca, Bivalvia, Pectinida, Pectinidae. The record is from RefSeq and is a predicted model, not a curated record. Gene Ontology annotation, cellular component: cytosol. Gene Ontology annotation, molecular function: N6-(1,2-dicarboxyethyl)AMP AMP-lyase (fumarate-forming) activity; (S)-2-(5-amino-1-(5-phospho-D-ribosyl)imidazole-4-carboxamido) succinate lyase (fumarate-forming) activity.